CGCCGCAUGCAGCAGCCCCCGCCCUAGAGAGGUCAGCAUGGCACGUGGCGAGCGCCACCCUGGCAGUGCCCGUGGCUCGCCGGGCGCUGGGCGAGCGCGCUAGAGCUGGAGCCUGGGGUUCGCCCGUGCGCAGCGGCGUGGCACCCGGCUUCCUAAUGUGCAAGGGCUGGUGCAUCAGCCAUGGUGGGGACUGAGCCGCUGGACGGGCAGAACAGGGGAGCCACGCAGCAGUGAGGGCCGGGAAGGGUGCGAUAAGGGGGGUGUCUGCGCGCCCCGCCGGGCCCCCGAAAUACGAGCGAGCCCCGCCAACAAGACUUUGGAAAGUUGCCACCGAGGAUGGUGGGCAGCCUCCUCCCCGAAGGGCAAGAGCCAAGGGAGCGCUCCGGGGGUGCUGGUAAGGGAGGAUCUUUGCCUGGACCGCUCUGAAAUCUCCCCCCGGGGGUGCUAAAGCAGUUGGCUGCAGGCCUGCCUGGCUGGAAGGCCUUCGGGACAGCGCCGCGGGGUUUUCCCGUACCGGAUCCUAGCGGAGUUACCACUCCGGAUUCACAGCGGCUGGCGUCCCUGGUUUGCCUUCUUGACCCACAUUCCUAUUGCCAGAGUGCCGGAGGUCCUGAGGAGUGCCGAGGGGGAGAGAGUGGCGAGAGAAUGAAGAAGCCAACUGCGCGGGAGAAGCAUGAGGUGGCAGCAGUUUGAAGGGCUCCGGCUGAUGGUCCCAUGGGCAUUGGCGCUAUUGGUCCUGAGUCUGUGCUGCUGGGGGUUGGUAGCCGCCGCUGCUGCCAGCCCAGAGCCUGAUCAGCAUGCCGCCUCCUCCUCCCCGGACCAGGUGCCGCUGGACUGGCUGCUCACUGACCGGGGACCAUUUCACCGAGCUCAGGAAUACACUGACUUCGCUGAGCGCUACCGGCAGGGUUUCACCACCAGGUACAGGAUCUACAGAGAGUUUGCCCGCUGGAAGGUGAAUAACUUAGCCUUGGAAAGGAAAGAUUUCUUCAGCUUGCCGCUGCCUUUGGCCCCUGAAUUCAUCCGGAACAUCCGCCUCCUGGGACGAAGGCCCAGCCUGCAACAGAUUACAGAAAACCUGAUUAAAAAAUACGGCACACAUUUCCUGCUCUCUGCCACUCUGGGAGGAGAAGAGUCCCUGACCAUUUUCGUGGACAAGCGCAAGCUGAGCCGGAAGGCGGAAGCGGUCGGGACGAGAGGGGGUGGGAACAGCUCCACUGUCUCCCUGGAGACUCUGCACCAGCUGGCUGCCUCAUACUUCAUUGACCGGGAAAGCACGCUGCGCAGGCUCCACCACAUUCAAAUAGCCACAGCCGCCAUCAAGGUAACUGAAACCAGGACGGGCCCUCUAGGCUGCAGCAACUAUGAUAACUUGGAUUCGGUCAGCUCGGUUCUCGUCCAGAGCCCUGAGAACAAAGUACAGCUACUAGGGCUGCAGGUGCUGCUGCCCGACUACCUGCGGGAAUGCUUUGUGGCGGCCGCGCUCAGCUACAUCACCUGCAAUUCGGAGGGAGAGCUCAUCUGCCGGAAGAAUGACUGCUGGUGCCAAUGCGGGCCUGGCUUCCAGGAUUGCAAUUGCCCUGAAGCCGACAUCCAGGCAAUGGAAGACCAUCUGCUGCAGAUCCAGGAUGCCUGGGACAAUCACAAUAGACAGUUUGAGGAGUCAGGGGAGCUCCAGUCCCUGGUGAAGAGACUCCCAGAGGAUCGCUUCGUGAACAUGACGACAGUCUCCCAGUACUGGGCAAUGGACCUCGACGUGCAGCAUCGCUACCAGCAGCUGGGCACCAACCUGAAGCUGCUGCUCAAGAAAACCCAUCGAAUCAUCCGGCGUCUCUUCAACCUCUGCAAACGCUGCCACAGGCAGCCUCGCUUCAGACUGCCAAAGGAGAGAUCUUUACCCUACUGGUGGAACCGCAUUCAGUCCUUCCUGUACUGCAGUGAGACCACCCCACCGGGGACUUUCCUGGAAGACAGCCACAGCUGCACCUGCCCCUCUGACCUAGUCUCCUGCCAGGGGUCCAUACCAUGUGCCUUGGGCGACGGGCCAGACUGCGCUGCCUGCGCUGAGGAGAACAGCACCCGCUGUGGGACCUGCAACCCAGGCUACGUGCUCAGCCAGGGCUUGUGCCGUCCGGAGGUGGCGGAGUCCCUGGAGCACUAUCUUGGCCUGGAGACAGACCUGCAGGACUUGGAGCUCAAGUACCUCCUCCAGAAACGGGACAGCCGCAUUGAGGUGCACUCCAUCUUCAUCAGCAAUGACAUGCGACUGGGGAGCUGGUUCGAUCCCUCCUGGAGGAAACGCAUGCUGCUGACCCUCAAGAGCAACAAGUACAAGCCAGGGUUGGUCCACAUCAUGCUGGCCCUCUCCCUCCAGAUAUGCCUCACCAAGAACAGCACCCUGGAGCCAGUCAUGGCCAUCUACGUCAACCCGUUCGGGGGCAGCCACUCAGAGAGCUGGUUCAUGCCUGUGAAGGAGCGGGGCUUCCCGGACUGGGAAAGGACUAGCGUGGAUGCCUCAGCCCUGUGCCAAAAUUGGACGCUCACCUUAGGAAACAAGUGGAAGACCUUCUUUGAGACAGUCCAUGUGUAUCUGAGGAGCCGGAUCAAGUCUCUGGAUGAUAGCUCCAAUGAGACUGUCUAUUAUGAGCCCCUAGAGAUGGUGGAUCCAUCUAAGAACUUGGGAUACAUGAAAAUCAAUAGCUUGCAAGUCUUUGGCUUCAGCAUGCCAUUUGACCCGGACGCCAUCCGGGACCUGAUCCUUCAGCUAGAUUACCCAUACACCCAGGGCUCCCAGGACUCGGCCCUCUUACAGCUCAUAGAGAUCAGGGAUCGGGUGAACCGGCUUUCACCGCCCGGCAAAACCCGGCUUGAUCUUUUCUCUUGCUUGCUCCGGCACCGGCUUAAGCUGGCCAACAACGAAGUGGGAAGGAUCCAAUCCUCCAUGCAGGCCUUCAGUGCUAGACUGCCAAGCCCCAUGGAGUAUGAGACUGGCAAAUUGUGCAGCUAGCCUUGGGGCACCUGGAAUCUCGGAGGAGGGGCCCAAGAAAAGGGAGGGGGAUGGAGAACCGAGACUUCCGAAGGCUUUACCUUAGUGCCAACCGUGUACUUCCACGGGACAUCACGUGACCAGCCACGGGGAUGGCAGAGUGUGAAGAAUGCAAGGAGAUGCCCAGGCCAUGGCAAGAGACUGCAAGGCAGCAGAUGCAAAUUGGUCAGAAAGGGGAGCCAGGCCUAGGGAGAUAGGCUGCUCACCUUGUAAUGGCUUGUAUUUCUCCCCCUUCCCAGUCACAAAUGACACUUGUGACCAGGCAGAAAAAUCAACAGGUUAUUUCACCUGGGAACAGGCCCAUGUGGGGGAGGAAGCUGGUGGGAGGAGUCUGCCCUAGAGAAGAGACAUCAGGUAGUACCUCUGCCUGUGACCUUGCCUUCUGGCCUGUGAGCCCAGCCAGUGCUUCACACAGAGCUGGAAGGCGAAGGGACAGGUGGCAAGACCUCAGACCCCCAGCAGGCCAGAACUGCUGAGAGCGCUUCACUCCCACCCACCUCGUGGGAAGAGGCCGGCUGCAGCCUUCCUCAGUGCAGGCACUUUUGUAUUCUUUUUAACAGACGUUUCUACCCACAUCCCAGCUUUUCCAUUCUCCGUGUCAAUUUCUAAGUCAACAUAUUCCCUGCCUCUUCCUCCCACCCCAACCUGCUCUCUAGCACCAUUCCCUUGAUGGCAGGGGAGAAGCUGGCCGAUUCCAGCUGGGGGGGGGGAGGAUCUGUGGGACAGGCAGCCCUGCCUGAUCUCCCCUAUUCCCACAUGGAAGCGAGGAGCACUCCGCCCUCCUUCUGCAUCACGGCACCAUCAAUGCACCUUGGUACAUUGAGCCAAGACGUUCCAUCGUCGACAUGAGCAGCGACUGGGCACCUGGAUGGACACACCUGUCAUUACAGUCAGAGGCGGAGCUUUGUGGCUAGCUUCUCCUUUCAGGUUUUUAUUUAUUUAAUCAAUUGUUGUUGUUUUUUUUAAACGUACUUAUCUGGGGGGAGAGGAUUCAAUUCUUGUCGAUUUCUCCAGCCGAGAUCCACCUUAGUCAAAUGUAUCUGGUUUAAUAUAUUUUUAAAAAGAUUGCCUUUUUGAGCAAAACAAAACAAAGUUGAAAACAA
Molecule: messenger RNA, 4149 nt
Organism: Gopherus flavomarginatus (Mexican gopher tortoise)
Lineage: Eukaryota; Metazoa; Chordata; Testudines; Testudinidae
Gene: BRINP2
Product: BMP/retinoic acid inducible neural specific 2
Exons: 8
Coding region: 674-3007 (777 amino acids)
Biological process (GO): negative regulation of mitotic cell cycle; positive regulation of neuron differentiation
Source: RefSeq, a predicted model, not a curated record